GGCAAAAAGACGCUGCAUUGCUGUAAACAAGCGAGAUUUGCGCGAAGAAUGCGGGAAAGUGACUGCACCAACGAUGCGCAACGCUGCGCAACGCUGCGCGAGGCGUGCCGUUGCAUUGAUUGAGCAAAUGCACUCAGGGAGCAAAAACUAAUGGACGCCGCCGCCGCAGCCCUCUACAAGGAAGGCUACGCCGUCGCACCGAUCACCUUAAAGACGAGACAAGCCGCGCUCGCUGCGGCGCGCACAUUCUUCGAGCUGCCCGACGCCGUCAAGCGCAAAGCCAUCGCACCAAAGCGCCAGGCGACGCGCGGCUACUCGCCGCCGAACGCCGAGAACUACGCCGCGCUGGGCGGCGUGGCGAACCAGCCGAACGACGCCGUCGAGAAGUUGAGGCUCGGCGCGUGGCUGCCGUUCGGCGGCGACGCCUCAGAAGCCCAGGACGGCGUUUCCUGGCCGCGCGAGGCGAAGGAAUUGCGGGACGCGCUCGUCGCGUUUGGGGCGGAGGCGGCGGCGGCGGCCGUGCGACUCGUCGAAAAAUGCGCCGCUCGCGGUGGCUGGGCCGCCCCAACGGCGGGCUGCCGCGCCACGUUAACAGUGAACGGCUACGGCUUCGCCAACACACCAAAAAGCGGCACGCUCGUAGCCGCACAUACGGACGUCGGCGUGCUGACGCUCGUGACCUUCGACGCCGGCGCGUGCGGCCGCCUCGAGUUCGAGUGCGACGAGGGCGGCUGGCGCGCGGCGCCGGCGGACGGCGUGCUGAUCCACGCGGCCGACGGCAUCGCGGCGCUCGCGCCCGGCGCGCCUGUAAUUAGACACCGGGUCGCAGCGACGGGCGUCAAAGGGAGCCGCGUCUCGCUCGCGCUCUUCGUCGACCUCCCGCCGGACCACCGCGUGCGGGGCGCGACGUACGCGGCCUGGCGGCGCGACCGCAUCCGGCGCGCGCGGGCCGUGGGCGCGCAGAAGCAUCAAGAGGACGAGAGGCAGACGCAGCAGAGGCUGCCGCCUGACGAGCGGCAGACGGCGCUGCGCCUGUACGCCCUGACGCCAGCAUCACAAAGGCGGAUCCUCACGGAGGCGCAAAUCGCAGCUUUUAUCAGAGAAGGCUACGUCGUCGUCCCCGGAGUUGUAACAACGGAGCGCCUCGCUGCCGCACGGCGCGGCCUCGCCGCGACCCUGGCGCGGCACGGCGUCUCCAUGGAGGACGCGGCGACGCACGAGGGCCUGCGCCGGCUCUCGACGACGCGCGGCGCCGGCGGCGUGCUCGACCUCUUCUACGACCGCUGGAAGCUCGAUUUGACGUUGGGGACGUCCUUGUACGCUGAUUGCUACCGCGACCUCUUCGCGGCGACCUACGGGACGAACGCGGGGCUUUGGGCCCACCCCUACGGCCCCGUCGCCGCCGAGGCGUUGUGGGCCCACGUCGACCGCGUCGGCGUCCGCGUGCCCGACGCGGCGGGCAAGAAACGGGCGCUCCAGCGCUCGCUGACGCCCCACCUCGACUGCUGCCCCGACCGCCUGCACGCGGGCGGGGGCAAGCGGUUCCCGCGCUGGCGGCCGAUCCAGUGCUUCCUGGCGCUCGACGGCGCGCUCGAGGCCGACCAGGGCGGCUUCGAGUGCUGCGGCGGGUUCCACCGGCGCUUCGAGGCCUACUACGCGGACCGCGCCGCGCGCGCCGGCGGGUCGCUGCCGUGCGUCGGCGACUUCAUCGCCCUGACGAUGCGCGACGACGCUGCUGUCGUUGCGGCCGUCGGACACGUCCCGGUUCCUGCUGGUGCGGCGGUGUUCUGGGACCAGCGCGUACCGCACGCGAACGCUCGACGGAAUACGAAGCACGAGGCGAGGGCGGUCGCCUACGGCGGGUUUCUCCCCCGCACGCCGCUGAACGAUGCGUAUGCAAUCGAACAGCGGCGCCGCUUCCUCCUCGGCGAGCCGCAGCCGGACUUCUGGACCGACGGCCCGCCGCCACCGGCCCCGCCGGACCACUCCGCUACCGUGGACGCGCUGGGCCCGCACGCGCGGAGCCUGCUAGGAAUACCUUGA
Messenger RNA from Pelagomonas calceolata, 2043 nucleotides. The record is from the annotation of a GenBank genome assembly. NCBI's taxonomy places the organism in Eukaryota, Pelagophyceae, Pelagomonadales, Pelagomonadaceae.